AUGCUGUUUACCAAUCGGCUCGGCGUUUCUUUCAUUCACUUCUCAGCCAGGACAGCAGGCAGCAGCGCAUCACUUGGGCAAUUCAGCUUCGCUUUCGCCUUUCAUCCCCUCGAUAUCGAUUGCACCUUCCUGAACGCCUGUUAUAUUCUGAUAACCAUUUUGUGGCAAACUUACACAAUGGCAAAGAGACUUCUUGGAUCCCAGCUAUUCGUGAGCAGAUUGUCAUUUUACACUACACAUAAGGACUUGAAGAGGUUGUUUUCACCUUUUGGUGCAAUCACUGAAGCUAGACUUGUUUUGGAUUCAAGAACUCAGAGGCCUAAAGGGUUCGGUUUUGUUACAUUUGAAUCAGAUGUUGAUGCCCAAAAUGCAAUGAAAGCCAUGAAUGGGAAGAUUGUGAAUGGUGGAUUGAUUUUUGUUGAGGUUGCCAAGACUCAAACGCCCCAAGAUGAUAAUGACACUCUUAGAUAAUUAUUAUACAAAUGAUUAUGUGAAAUGUUACUUCUGAUGAUCAUUGUUGUUCUAUAAUUACCAGUUGUAUACCUGUUAUAAUCUGAAUUUUAGUAAAUCUGAAAGAUAUGUAUAUUUGUUCCAUUUUCUGUU
Molecule: messenger RNA, 603 nt
Organism: Lactuca virosa
Lineage: Eukaryota; Viridiplantae; Streptophyta; Magnoliopsida; Asterales; Asteraceae
Source: the annotation of a GenBank genome assembly